Messenger RNA from Kazachstania africana CBS 2517, 3255 nucleotides. It is a transcript of the gene ENA5, whose product is annotated as putative Na(+)-exporting P-type ATPase ENA5. The transcript has a single exon. The record is from RefSeq and is a predicted model, not a curated record. Gene Ontology annotation, cellular component: plasma membrane. Gene Ontology annotation, molecular function: ATP hydrolysis activity; P-type calcium transporter activity; ATP binding. The coding region runs from base 1 to 3255 and encodes 1084 amino acids. Gene Ontology annotation, biological process: calcium ion transmembrane transport; intracellular calcium ion homeostasis. NCBI's taxonomy places the organism in Eukaryota, Fungi, Ascomycota, Saccharomycetes, Saccharomycetales, Saccharomycetaceae.
AUGGUCAGUUAUGAAGGUAUAGAUUUCCAUACUUUUACGAUACAAGAGACUCUUGAUCUCUUGGAUACUAAUGAUAAAACUGGUUUAGGUAACACAAUAAUCUAUGAAAGGCUAUUGGAACAUGGAGAAAACUCUCUAGGUGACGACACCAAGAUUGACUAUAAAACUAUGAUUAUCCAUCAAAUUUGUAACGCAAUGAUCAUGGUUCUCUUCAUUUCUAUGAUAAUAGCAUUCGCCAUCAAAGAUUGGAUCACAGGUGGUGUUAUCACGUUUGUACUCUGUAUAAAUGUCGUUAUAGGCCUCUUCCAAGAAUAUAAAGCUACAAAGACAAUGAACUCACUGAAACAGCUAAGUUCACAAAACGCACACGUGAUCAGAAAUAACGGUAACAGUGAAAUAAUAAACUCUAAAGAUGUGGUUCCAGGUGAUAUUAUUUUAGUAAAAGUCGGUGAUACCAUUCCUGCUGAUUUACGUUUGAUAAAGACAAGUAAUUUCGAAACUGAUGAAGCUUUAUUGACUGGUGAAUCAUUUCCUGUUACAAAGGAUGCUGCUAGUAUUUUCCCAAAGAGGGAAGACAUCCCCGUGGGCGAUCGACUAAAUUUAGCCUAUUCUUCAUCUACAGUGAUUAAAGGCAGAGCAAGAGGUAUUGUUAUCAGAACAGGCCUUGAGACUGAAAUUGGUAAAAUUGCUAAAUCUUUACAAUCUAAUGUUGGGCUUAUCUCUAAAAAUUCAAACUUUUCAUUUUACAAAAACUUAUACAUCACAUUGAAACAAUCUAUUGGUGCAUUCCUGGGCAUCACUAUAGGUACACCUCUACACAGAAAAUUAUCCUUAUUAGCAGUUAUUCUAUUUGGUAUAGCUGUUAUCUUCGCCAUCGUUGUCUUGGCAUCUCAAGAAUUCAAAGUAGAUCAAGGUGUUGCAGUCUAUGCUAUAUGUGUGGCUCUUUCAAUGAUCCCAUCAAGUUUGGUAGUUGUGCUUACUAUUACAAUGUCUGUAGGUACGGGGGUCAUGGCUUCGAGACAUGUUAUUGUCAGGAAAUUAGAUUCUCUAGAAGCUCUUGGCUCCGUUAAUGAUAUUUGUUCAGAUAAAACUGGUACUUUAACUCAAGGUAAAAUGAUCGCAAAACAAAUUUGGGUACCUACAUUUGGUACACUUCAUGUUGUGGAUUCCAAUGAUCCCAUAAACCCGGAAGUUGGUGACAUCAAUUUUGUAUCCAAACUUUCUCCCUGGGAAUUUACUCACAAUGAUGAUGAAGACGUUGGCAUAUCAAAAAAUUUCAGAAAGAUGUUUAAUCAAAAGCAACUACCAUCAGUCGAACUAUUUAAGAAGUGGCUCAAUACAGCAACUUUAGCUAAUAUUGCCACUGUUUUUCGAGAUUCACAUACCAAUGAAUGGACCGCUCAUGGUGAUCCUACUGAAAUUGCUAUCCAAGUUUUUGCUACAAGAUUAGACUCAACAAAACCGCAGCUGACAGGCGAAAAGAAUAAGGAAAAUAACACUGAAUCCUCUGAAUCUUCUGAAUUUACAACUCCAAUCAAUGAUUUAUUCGAUUCACAAUACCCUUUUACUCAUUAUUCCGAGUUUCCUUUUGAUUCUACAAUAAAAAGAAUGUCUGCAGUUUAUAAAAAUAACGAAAAUAAAAGCUUUGAUGUCUUUUCUAAAGGUGCCUUCGAAAGUAUGUCAAAAUGCUGCAAAUAUUGGUAUACAGAUAAUGCCAAGGUCGAAGAAUUAUCUGAAGCUAACUUAAACUUCAUUAUGAAAAACGUAGAGGCUUUAUCCUCCGAGGGAUUGAGGGUCUUGGCCUUUGCAACAAAAUCAAUCCCAUCUCAAGAUAUAAAUGAGGAUAUUAAACUAAAAAUUUCGAAAGAUCGUAAAUUCGUCGAAACAGAUUUGAUAUUUCAAGGGUUGAUUGGUAUCUACGAUCCACCUAGACCCGAGACUGCUGGUGCCGUUAAAAAAUUUCAUAAUGCCGGUAUCAACGUUCGUAUGCUUACAGGUGAUUUUCCGGGUACAGCAAGAGCAAUUGCUUUGGAAAUCGGGAUUUUACCAAGGAAUUUGUAUCAUUAUUCCGAAGAAGUUAAGAAUAUUAUGGUUAUGACUGGCUCGCAAUUUGAUCAUUUGACUGAUGAAGAAAUCGAUCAGUUGCCAGUGUUGCCACUAGUUAUUGCACGUUGCUCCCCACAAACAAAAGUCAGAAUGAUAGAAGCUUUGCACCGUAGGAACGCUUUCUGUGCAAUGACUGGUGAUGGUGUCAAUGACUCUCCAUCUUUGAAAUUGGCCAAUGUUGGGAUUGCAAUGGGCGUUAACGGAUCAGAUGUAGCUAAGGAUGCUUCGGACAUUGUUUUAAGCGAUGACAACUUUGCAUCAAUCUUUAAUGCUGUGGAAGAAGGUAGAAGAAUGAGUGAUAAUAUUCAGAAGUUUGUUUUACAAUUGCUCGCCGAAAAUGUUGCACAGGCAAUUUAUCUAUUGUGCGGUUUGGCUUUUAAAGGCAAAGAUGGUAAAUCAGUAUUCCCACUAUCUCCUGUUGAAGUUCUUUGGAUUAUUGUGGUUACUUCUUGCUUUCCAGCAAUGGGUUUAGGGCUAGAAAAGGCUGCUCCUGAUUUGAUGGACAGACCUCCAAAUGAUUCAAAAGCCGGUAUUUUUACCUGGGAGGUAAUAAUUGACAUGAUGGUAUAUGGGGUAAUCAUGGCUGUUUGUUGUAUGGCUUCUUUCACCUCAGUAGUUUACGGUGUCUUUGAUGGAUAUUUAGGUCAUAACUGUAAUGACAAAUUCACUGAAUCCUGUAAUGAGGUGUUUAAAGGUCGUUCCGCUGCUUUUGCCACGAUGACUUGGUGUGCGUUGAUUCUUGCCUGGGAAGUUGUCGAUUUGAGAAGGUCUUUCUUCAGAAUGCAACCAGAAAGUGAUGAGCGUGUCAAAGAUUUUUUUAGAGAUGUUUGGAGCAACCAGUUUUUAUUCUGGUCCAUUGUCUUUGGAUUUGUAUCUACAUUCCCAAUUGUUUAUAUCCCAGUGAUUAAUACCGCCGUCUUCUUACAUACACCCAGUGGCGCUGGUUGGGGUUUUGCCUUCGCCUUUACAACAGCCUUUUGGAUUUGUUGUGAGUUAUAUAAAUAUGCCAAGAGACAUUAUUUCAGAAAUGGACUGAGAGCUAUAAACCCUGAAGGUGAUCUAGAAAAGAGGGGUAUCAAGGAUCCUUUCGAAGCUUACAGUACAUCCACGACGUUACAAAGUGAUUUUCUCGUUAGGGAAAAAGCCUAA